GUAAAAAUAAAAAUAAACAACUUUUUGUUUAAUAGGUACCAGUUCAGAUUCUCAUUCUUCCUUACCCAUUGCCCAACUUCAACUUUAUCUUGUUUUUCAUAGCGCCAUGGAGUUGCGACCGAAAUAGAUGUGUAAUUCGUUACUGGAUUUAACGAAACAUUUCGGUUUACACAGUUUGCCGGUACGAGACGUGCAAUUUACAUACAACUAUGAAUCGUAUUUGUAUUUAACACGUUCACACACACACUCGCACAUACGCAAACAAACUUUCCCCGGCAUACCCGUUUGUCAGUGCAGCCAAUGAAAUGCGUUUCAAUAAACAGGAGAUGAUCACAUUGGCACAACAGCCGUCCAAUAAAUUUGACAAAGAAGGGUUGUUAUACGUGCGAGAACGACAGGAAGGGUUUUUCAGAAGAACCGAGAAAAGAGACUCAAAACGAAGCAAAAAACGGGAACGUCUAAGCGAUUUGAACUGUUAUGGAGGAUCACAAAAAGCUAAUUUUGAACGCUGGUGUCGUUUGAGAGGAAAUUUGCUAUUUUACCUUAAGUCUCAUGAUCAGUUAUCAGACUUACUUGGUGUUAUAGUUUUACAAAAUUAUUCUGUACAAUUAGAUGAAUCACCAUCAGAAGGACCAUUUAGUUUUCAAAUAGUUUUUGAAAAUGGUAUUUGUCAACAAAUUGCUGCACACACAGAAUCAGAAAGAGAUUCGUGGUUAGAAGCAAUAGAACAAGCAAGUUACGAAAUCAUGCGUGCAAGACUAUUAGAUCUAAGAAGACAGUUAGAAGUAAAACGGAAGCCAGAUUUAGACAUAAAUAUGUGGAGAUUACGUAAAAAUCAACCAAAAUUAGAUCUAACAAAGGUGCCCUUAUGUGAAAUUUGUUUUUCAUGUGAUAAUUUGAUAUGUGACGGGCAUGGUCGUUCUCCAAAUCCAGCAAUUGUUGUUUCAGUUUAUAUACCGAAUGAAAAUGUUUGGAUUAAUUAUGCCAACACAGAAGUUAUCACAGAUAAUAGUAAUCCAUCAUUUUUGAGAACCAUAUGGUUACAGUGCAGUGAUGGAUUAACUGAGGAUUGUAUUCUUCGUAUAUCUGUUUAUGAUGUCAGAGAAUGUAUUUCAGGAACUGCUGUAAAAAUGGGACAUUGUGAAACGACACUAAGCUCAUUGUUGGAAGCUACUCAUUCUGGAAACAAUGGGCAACGUGUUCGUUUACCUCUGUCUUCACCAAGUAUUCGGUCUGAUUUAGAUAAAAUAGUUGGUUUUGUGACUAUGACCAUUUGUCGACCAGACAAACAGAUUGGACAUAACAUGAGUACAGAAUCUACACCGUGUAAAUCAUUGAUGUAUAAUAAUCAUAAUUUUCCAAUGGCAAAUCAUCGAAGAACUCAAUCAUUACCUCCAAGACUUGGAUCUAGAUUACGCGUUCCAUUACAGAACUAUCUGUAUUUAUUAUUUGGCAAUGUAUCAUUUGUGACAUAUCGUUUUCAUUCCGGUCUGAGGGGAGAUAUUUCUGUGUAUGAAAUAAUGGCUGAAAGCAAGUUGUGUUUUUAUUUACCACAGCAGUUAUUAAAUAUAUGGAUUCUUGAAGAGAAAGAACUUUUACAAGAAGUGUCAGGAAUGGGUGAAUUAUCAGAGCCAUGGCACUCUAAACAAGUAGAAUUACUUGACAGACACUUACAGCUAUUGCAUUUAUAUUCUCAAGCCAAACAAAAUCUUGAAAACCAAAAAGGAAUUUAUUUUAAACCAAGUUCUCGUAAAAAUGAUCGUUCCUUGGAGUUUGCUCCAAUCAACUUACAUUUGCAACGUAUUUGGGUUCAAAAUGAUACAUUAAAAAAGAGUGGAUUUUAUGAUACAAUUACUGUUGGAGCAUUUACUGCACAUUCACAUAAAUCUAAAACUGGUGGAUUAAUUAAAUUAUUACAACAGCUUAAAGAAGCACCAUUAAAAACAAAUGGUCAUGCUAUGGUCAGUAGUAAAAUAACAAUGGCUUUUGAUGCUAUUCAAGCUAUUAAACUACUCAGGCGAGAAGUAGUAGAUGCAAUGAAAACAUUAUUAAAUUUAGCAAAAGAUAAGCAAACUGCAGGAAUGAUGCCAAUUUGCAAUGAUAUGAUGUCCAAAACACGAAUUUUGCUUAGUCUUUGGGAUCCAAAGCUUGUUGAAGAAGCUUUGAAUUUUAUUGAGGAACAUAAAGUGACUCCUGUCUCAUACGAUGACCAUGAUUCUAUUAAGCAUUCUUCAAAUUAUCAUGUAUCUCCAUUUAAGCGCAUUGCAAGCCAAAUAAAUUUUGACCUACAAUCUCCAGAUACAGAAGAUUUAUACACUCCAGAAAGUCCAAAAAGUUUGAGAAAUUUGAUGAAAUUUGAUGCAAAAAAUAUUCAAGAUGAACAUGGCAUUGGAAUUAAUGAUGAUCAACAACAAUUUAUUGUGUUUCCAGAAUCUAAGGGUGAAAUGGAUAAUAACCACGAUGAUAUGCAAAAUAAUAUUGGUGUAAAAGACAGUUCAUUACAUAUUGAAAAUGGCAAUGGCAUGAGAACAGGUCAAUUUUUAGACACUUACUCAAUGUGUAAUUCACCUUCGGCAAAUUAUUAUAAGCCAACUGAAGAACCUGAACCUUGGGAACUAACUCAGUUGAAUAUUGAAGCUAGUAUUAUGUGUCUAGUAAGUAAAGUCAAAUUUUUGUGUGGCCGUUGCAACAGUCCAGCAGUGAGAUUGAGGUCUCAAAGGUGUCGUAGCUUUCGUUCAAAUACAACACCAUUAAAUCAAGUGACAAAUGGCUAUCAACCUGUGAGUUUAGAUUCUAGGAUCACCCAACUUAAUGAUUCUAAAUCAAAUAAUGAAGUAUCAACAAAUAUUAAUAGUGCACCUGCCAGAAACAAGUUUACAGAAGGACUAGAUUUCAAUCUUAUGACUGAUUGGCCUACUGAAUUAAAGCCAAGCAUGCGUAAACUUCGUCAAGCUAUGGAUGGACUUUUGAAAACUGCAAGACUUACUCAUAGUGUUUUCAGGGUACAAGAAGAUAAACGAUCUGCUGAACGAUCAUGUAAUGUUCGUUAUCGAAGACAUGUUUGUUUUUCACAAGCGUUGACUGCUCUUGUCAGUGGAUUGAUGGCAAGGCUGUGGUGCCAAAAACCUGAACCUGAAUUCUUAUAUGUACUGUCCUCAAUUGGUUGUUUAGCCUCAUUUGAAUGUCUAUUAAGUUACUAUGGCAACGAGAUUGACAUGUGGGGCGACAUGGCUAUUGCUAUUGAAGAUCUAGCCACUGUAAACUUUACUUUAUUGCCAUUAUCACAAGCUGUUAGAGAAAAUCCUAAAGAUGAAAUUAUGCCACGCAUCGUAGGUUCUAAGAAUUCUUUAUGUGUUUUAUUACCUGUUCCUGAUUUAAUUCAAUCAUUGUUGCCUUCUAAAACCAUUGCUCCAUUUCGAGUUACACCUGUUUUUUUCAAUAUAGGCAUUAAUGAAAUGGCUACUAUUGCAGAAAACCUAGGAAAUACAAAACCACAAGACAGUAGCAAUAUUGAUAAUUUUGAAAGAUUAAAUGAAUUCUGUUCAAGAUAUCGUAAGCUUAACUUGUCCAAUAAUGGUGAUUGUGAACGGGAAGGGACUUCCAUUGGAGGACUUAUGAACAGCUUAAAAGAUUCAUUACAUAGUAAUAAGAGUAAAAAUGUGGAAGUAUUGCAAAUGGCAGCUAAAAUUUGUCGUUGCUUAAAGGGUUUACGAUUUACUAGUUGUAAAAGUGCUAAAGAUCGAACGGGUAUGUCUGUUACAUUAGAACAGUGUUCUAUUCUAAAUUUAGAGUAUGGACUAGCUGAUAGUGAGAUUCAAAGAGCAUUGGAUUGUAUGAGAAGUGAGGGAUGUAGAAGGGAAAACGCAUACAAAAAUACUGGGGUCAGAAAAUAUGCUUUUAACAGAUUACAGCACUUCACCUUACCACAAAUGUACAGACCUCCAGCUGGUACUUAUGGAUCAAGCCAAACUUAA
Molecule: messenger RNA, 3974 nt
Organism: Sipha flava (yellow sugarcane aphid)
Lineage: Eukaryota; Metazoa; Arthropoda; Insecta; Hemiptera; Aphididae
Product: type I inositol 3,4-bisphosphate 4-phosphatase-like
Exons: 18
Coding region: 306-3974 (1222 amino acids)
Cellular component (GO): cytoplasm
Molecular function (GO): phosphatidylinositol-3,4-bisphosphate 4-phosphatase activity
Source: RefSeq, a predicted model, not a curated record